AGAGUGGGUAUGUUUAUACCAGCUUUCAUCACCUACACCGAGCUUCCAACUUCUGCCUAUAACUCGAAUUCCCACUAAAUAAUAAUUAUAAAAUAAAACAAAAAGAGGACGCUCGCUUUGGUACAUCAUGGCUGUUUACGCGUUUUAUAUCUUUAGUAGAAAAAAUGAAUGUGUUUUUGCGCAUCGCUGGAAACCAGCAGACGCAAAUUCUAUGGAAACAUUGGUGUCUCAACUGGAGUCUACUGCCUUUGAAGACGACGUUGAGAAGUUGAUAUUCGGUGUAAUCUUUUCUCUACGAAAUCUGGUACGCAAAGUCUCCAAUGGUGCAGACGAGUUUCUAUCAUACACCACGAGUCAGUACAAGCUUCAUUUUUACGAGACGCCGACAAAUCUACGUUUGGUCUUUAUUACAAGUCCAAGAGUCGAACCUUUGACCCAUGUUUUACACCAAAUUUACGCGACUCUAUACAUUGAAUUUGUCGUUAAGCAUCCUCUCUAUACCCAGGUACCUCCUCCGUUAGAGAAAGGUGGAAUAAAUUGCGAGAUGUUUCGCAUUACACUAGACAAAUUUGUACGCACACUAAGGUAUGUUAUAUUUGAUUAA
This is a messenger RNA of Schizosaccharomyces octosporus yFS286, 604 nucleotides long. RefSeq names its product TRAPP complex subunit Bet5. Bases 128 to 604 code for a protein of 158 amino acids. Gene Ontology annotation, cellular component: TRAPP complex. The transcript has 3 exons. Lineage: Eukaryota; Fungi; Ascomycota; Schizosaccharomycetes; Schizosaccharomycetales; Schizosaccharomycetaceae. Gene Ontology annotation, biological process: endoplasmic reticulum to Golgi vesicle-mediated transport. The record is from RefSeq and is a predicted model, not a curated record.